Messenger RNA from Drosophila bipectinata, 735 nucleotides. RefSeq names its product Olfactory-specific 9 (gene OS9). Lineage: Eukaryota; Metazoa; Arthropoda; Insecta; Diptera; Drosophilidae. The record is from RefSeq and is a predicted model, not a curated record.
AGAACUCAAUACAUUUUAGAUACAAUGAUGAAUCGAGUGCUGUGCUCGCUUCUCGUCACCCUGGCUGCUAUGCAGUCGUCGGGUGCAGCUCCCAUAAUGGCCAAUAUUCAGUUGGAUUUGUACGUGGCCAACGAGGUGGUCCAACUGCUUUCGAGCACUCUGGACGAGAUUGCCAGGUUCCUUCAGCCAGUAAUUGAUGAAGCCGAGAGGGUCUUACCUCCUGACUCAAGGAGCUUUCUCUUGACGGACAUAAAAAAACUGGUCAGCCUUAUCGGGGAAUUGGACGAAAAUUCUGAGGAACUGGAUGAAAUCGGGGAAAUGUUUGACCUCCUUGGCCUAGCAAACAUUUUUGAACCAUCCGACUAUCCGGAUCUAUCAGAAACGGAUCAGAUUGUGGUGCGAAUUCUCCAGAAGCACGGCAUUGACGUUUUCGAACAAAAGUUGGUUACCAAAUUUGACAAAACGAUGCACAAAAUCGAGCAAAGGAUUGAAAAAUAUAUAAUGGGAAUGUCUGACAGCAAGGUGGCCAGAAAAGCGGACUUCAUUGAAUGGUACAAUGAUUUCAAAAACGAAAAUGACAUUGGUGAAAAGAUUGAGAUGUUGUUUAGUCAAAAGUACUUGUUUGCUUGAAAGUGUAUUUGAUUAAAUAGUUUUCUAAUACUUAAUUGUCGUCACACAACGGUUGUUACUUAAUUAUAAUGCGUGUAACGCAAUAACAAACAAUUUAAAUGGAAA